Molecule: messenger RNA, 3383 nt
Organism: Scleropages formosus (Asian bonytongue)
Lineage: Eukaryota; Metazoa; Chordata; Actinopteri; Osteoglossiformes; Osteoglossidae
Gene: ttc22
Product: tetratricopeptide repeat domain 22
Exons: 7
Coding region: 23-1729 (568 amino acids)
Molecular function (GO): protein binding
Source: RefSeq, a predicted model, not a curated record
UUGCAGAGGAGUGGAACAAACCAUGGAGGAAGGCAGAACGGGCGAGGACAUCGAAGCUCUGAUUGAGGGCUUCGAGUACAUUCCCGGCCACUUCCAUCUGGAACUGCAUCUGAACUGCGAGCCAAGCGGACCAGCAGAGCUGCGGCAGCGAGACACGCGUCUCAAACAGGACAGCCUGCGUGCCGAGCUGGAGGCCGAGGCAGGGUUCCAGCAAUACGCCGUGCGCAACUUCAUGGGCCUGCUGUCCUUCCACCUGGACAAGCUGGGGGUCGCCGAGGAGACCUUCCGGAGCAUCUGCGAGGAAGACCCAGGAAACCUGAAUGCUUGGGCCAACCUGGGCCACGUCUACGACCAACUGGGGAGGGAAGCCGAGGGGGCCGAGUGCGUGGAGAGGCUCUCGGCGCUCAUGGGGCUCGACCACGGCGAGCUGAGCUCGGGAGAGCCGCGGCUGCUGGCGGCACGCUGCCUGGCCGAGCAGGCCUACGCGCAUCCGUGCGACGUGGAUCUCAACAGCGAUGAGGAUUUGAGGGAGAGGCUGACGGCGGCGCUCACGUUGUACAACAAGGCGCUGCGCUACGGCGGCCAGCUGGUACCCACUGAAGAGAAGAGGAGCUGGUACUUUAAAAUGGCCACGCUGCAUAUAAGGGCAGAGAGCAUGAUGAAGGGGAAGGAGGAUUUGGAGUACACCAGACUGUCCCACUUUAACAAGGCGUUGAAGCUCCUCACGGAAACCAUCAAAUCCGAGAAGAUCCAUGACAAAGCCCUGGCCUGGUGUUACGUGGGGGUCAUGCUGGAAAGGAAGGACGAGUUCUCCAUAGUUCCUAUGUCCGUCCACGACUGCGGCUUCUCUGGAUCAGACCCGCUGUCCUGCUACGGAACAGCUAUCAAGCUUGCCAACGAGGAUGCGUUCAUCCUAAACCGCCUGGCCAGUGUUUUCUUCCUUUUAGGGAAGUAUGAGAUGGCCAUGGGGAUCUGUAACAUGGCCCUGAAUGUACUGCCUGACGCGGAGCUUAACUGGCAAGCUUACUACACCCGUGCCAAGAUCAACCUAACAACAUAUGUGAGAGACCUAGAGAAGGCUAAGCUUGGUCUGGCAGGCAUCCCAGACCGCAGGAACCUGGCAGAGGCCAAGACGGACUUGGAGCGAGUUCUGAGCAUACGCCCGUGUUUGAGGACACACCUCGAGAUGGGCCAGGUGUUUUACUACAUGGGUGUGGACGCCCUGCAGGAGAGCCUGCUGGUGGAUGAGGAGGCGCUCAAUGACGCCCUGGUGAGUCUGUCGCAGGCGUUGCAAUGUGAGCCCGGCGACAGCCUCCCGGAGCUGCAGCUGCUGCGCGGCCGCUGCCUCCUGCUGAAGGGAGAGGAACGCAACGCCGCAGAGUGCUUCAAGCGGGCCCUGGAGUUGGAGCCGCUGGGCAGCAGGGACACAACCGCUCUGCACUGUCUCCUGGAGACCCUACUGGCCCUCUUUGCGCAGAGUGGCCCCGACCCCGGGCCCGCCCUUACGCAGCUGGAGGUGUGGGUGCGACGAGCCGAGGAGAGGCACCCCCCCGAGGUGGUGCAGGCGGAGAUCCGAGCGCUUUGCCGCACCCGCACCGAGGAAGUGGCAGAGCUGUCCCGUGCGCUUAUCCGCUCGGGCCGACUAGACCUCGUGCGACUCCUGCUGUCAACGGUGCAGCCCAGCCGGCCGACCACGAAGCGACCAUUCAACAGAUCGCAAUCCGUGUGAGAGAAGUCGGAGAAUUUCGAAUGAGGACGGGAGGCAACCAACACUAGCAAUGUGCAGUACUUCAUACUGCUGUGUCUUUAUUUCUGACUGAAUUUAGGAUGUGAAAAUAAUGUGAUGCAAAACCUGCAUUAACUAUGUAUUUGUGCUGAGAAAAAAGACAAUCCUAUUUUGUUGUAUUGGCCACAUGGAUUAUGGUUACAUGGAAUAUGUCUAUAGAAAGUUCAGCAGGAAACCAGAGAACGUUUUGAAAAUUGGAAAUACUUUCAAUGGCAUGAAAAAGGAUUUGUAGAAAAGUACAGACAGAAAGUAGGUUAUCGUGUUUGGAAUUAUUUGGUAGACUGAGCUCGACGAAUACCAGUCGCGUUUGAAAAUGUAUGGAAGAAUGUGGGGUGGUGUUAGAGAGGUCUUCUCACUUUCGGAGAAGAGCUCCUGUCAGCAGUGACAUGCCCUGGCUCUGACUAUCUGGAGUUCAUAUAUUCUUGCGGUUUUAUUAUGAGUUUCCUUCCACAUUCCAAAGACAUUCUCUUUAGGUGAAUUCAGACUCCACAUAUCUGAUUGUCAUGCUUGACAUUUUUCUCAGUUUGUGCACUGGUAACGAGCACGCAUGGGUGGCUGUUAUAGAUAGCCUUCUGAAAUCAAUGAAAUGUCACACUAACACAUAGUUAUGUGGCUAGAAAAAAAUGAGAUAGUCUCUAGAUAUGGAGAUUAAACUGUUCCGGAUACUGAGAAUGCUUUAAAACUUGUCAUACUAUGUGCUCUUUGAGUCCAACAGUACAUCCAUUCAUCCAUUUUCAUGAACCGUUUGUCCUGAUCAGGGUUACAGGGGUCCAGGGACUAUCUUGGAAUCACUUGGCAAGUGGGUGGGUGUUAAGGGUAAAUAUCUAUCUCCACUUAAUUCUGCUGGAAAUGAGAGCAUACAUGAAUGCAAACCCUUCUCAUGUUUUAGUUGCCACUGACCAGCUUGCAGUUUGCUUCCUUUGCAGUUGCCUUAUUUAAAAGUGUUUUUCAGGUAUCACUUUUCAGCAUCUUCAUCUAUCAAGCUUCUCUGCCUCUCCUUGACUUCUCUCACUCACACUUUAGAAGCUUAGGUGUUUUUUAGGCCUGUGCACAAUGUGCACCUUUUAAUUAAAGCUUUAUUCUGUAAGUACAUUACUACCAUGCAUUAAAAAUUUGUUUAAAAGUGAGUGGCAAAUGAGCAGCCAACAGGUUUGCACAACAGAAACAGAUAUUGAGCAGAGGCAGGUGUUACGAAGGGCUUGUGCUAGCUUGUCUCUCCAGACCGCUCAGUCUUCGACAGGCUGUUUGUGUUCCCACGGCUCGGUUCUACCUCUGACUCUAGUGCCAGUUCAUGCAGUGUUCACAGCUCCAUCAUUCACAUUGUUGUACAUAUGCAGCUUGAUUAGCAGUUUUCUUCAGGAUUAUUUAUAAGCCAAAGAUUUGCGUGUUUCUUAAAACCACACAUUAUGGAAUCUAAAAAAUGGAAGUGUGCUUUUACUUGCAUUUUGAGAGCUUCUUUUACAUGCUUCAAAAGCCACUGUGAGCCAAAUGUAGAGUAACUUAUGUUCAUAACUUUCAAGAGGUAAAAAUUAGACCCUUGUGCUUUCUUCACGAGUCUUUUAAAUUUUGCAUACAGCUCCACUGGUAUAACCGAAAG